Heterobasidion irregulare TC 32-1 is the source of this 747-nucleotide messenger RNA. RefSeq names its product forkhead-associated protein 1 (gene fha1). Lineage: Eukaryota; Fungi; Basidiomycota; Agaricomycetes; Russulales; Bondarzewiaceae. The record is from RefSeq and is a predicted model, not a curated record. The coding region runs from base 133 to 549 and encodes 138 amino acids. The transcript has 3 exons. Gene Ontology annotation, molecular function: protein binding.
GAUAUCCAAGGCACCGGCCUCUCUAGAACACACAUACCUCCAGUCUUUCCUCCCGCACCCGCACCCGCACCCGCACCCUUCAAGUCUACCUUCUCUCUCACUUGCUUCCUCCCCCCUCCGCGAAUUUCGAAAAUGUUCAGCAUCAUGGUCGGCAAGACCGUUUCCCUCGCGCCCACGAGCGACAGCGCGCCCUUUACGACAAAAUACAUCCCGCUCGGCGCGGCGGCAGUCGUCCUUGGUAGGACGCACGCGACUGACGGCGCGACGCACACGAAUGGAAUGUUCGCCCUCGGCGGGGCUCCGUCCAGCGAUCUCCCCGUGAGCGAGGCCCACGCGCAGCUCUACACGCACAACGGACAGGUGUACAUCGACGACCUCGGCUCGGCGCACGGUACCUGGGUCGACGGCCAGAAAAUCAAGAUCCCGACACCGCUUCGAACCGGGUCCAUAAUCGAACUAGGCGUGCAGCGCGAACGCACAGCUGGCACCCCGGCAUCCAUCACGGACGAGUACCUCAAACCGGUCGCGGCCAAAGUGACCGUUGCGUAGACGCGCGACGGGGUGUCCCGAUCCCCACUCUGCUGUCAUCCCUCCUCCUCGAGACCGAUUUUUUCUUUUUGUUCGAGACUUUUCGGCUAUUUAUUCUGGGUACGCGCUCCAGGCUGUGACUUGAGUACAUAGUACAUAGCACCCCAAAAUUGUUGUAUCCGUGUCCCUGUUGUGCAAUGCCGAUGUAUCGUGUUAGAC